This is a messenger RNA of Amphibalanus amphitrite, 1534 nucleotides long. Its product is annotated as cilia- and flagella-associated protein 300-like. The coding region runs from base 141 to 938 and encodes 265 amino acids. NCBI's taxonomy places the organism in Eukaryota, Metazoa, Arthropoda, Thecostraca, Balanomorpha, Balanidae. The transcript has 7 exons. The record is from RefSeq and is a predicted model, not a curated record.
ACCGUGAGUCCGUCCGGGGCGGGACUGGAGGUGGUUUCGUUCCGGGUUUCUCGCCUGGUUUCUCGCUUGGGUUUCUCGCAGGUUUCUCCAAGGCCAUAUGGUUUCUCGGUAACCGCCGUCGUCGUCAAGACGGCCUCAAGAUGGGGUUGGAAGCAAAGCCUGAUUCAUACAGGUUCAGAUUGAUGCCCCAAAAGGAAUGGAACUUCAUGAAAAACAAGGACGCAUCCGAGUGCCUGAUGAAGUGGUCGUUGCGUGACAGAAUAUCGGUGCAGGCCUUCUGUUACGACAAACAUCUAGACAUUCACAACCGGGUCGAAUUUGUGCAGGAAUUUUUAACCGAGCCUACGAUCCUGGCGAGUUUGAAAGUUCUCACUGAAGCUAACAAAUGGUCACCGUUGAUGGUGCCAGCGGCCUCCGUCUCCGUGGAGCUGGUACCGUGCACAGAGACCACAAUGCGCCUGUUCGACAAGCUGACCGACAGCGGUAUCGUCAGAGACAACGGAAACAUCAGAAAGUGCAUGGAGGAGUGGUUCGGCGACUUGGUUUUGGCUGACGAGCUCAGAAAGCUUCUGGGUGGUGGUGAAUCCGACUACGAGGACGUAUUUACGGAGGCGGAGCAGUCCGAGUUCUUGUUCCGCCUGUUCCGCCACCUGGCACUGGGCGGCCGCUGGUGCCAGUACGAGGACAACGUGCAGCCUUACUUGGAUGUCACCAAACUCAUCUAUAAGGAGCUGGUCAGCGUUUGUAAGAGUAGCGAUUCUGUCGGCCUGCGCGUAACCAGCCAGGUGUUGAAAGUGACGGCGAAGUCGGAGGAUGGCAGCGAUCUGAUCCCGCGAGAGGCGGACCAUCCACAGAACUUCCUCUACCUGCUGGUCAACCCGCUUAAGAGGAGCGUCCUCACGCUCUACCACCAGUUCGGCGCCCUGCUGCAGAAUUAGUCCAGGAGCGCCAGCGACGGUCGGACACCAUUUGGUGUGUAUGUCAGGAGCACACAUCAAAUGUUUAUUGUGUUUGUGUGUUUGUGCGUCUGUUUUUCCAGUGUUUCAUCGUCAUUCAUGCUAAUUAGAGUCCAUUGCAGCCACUGUGAGAGCGAAAAAAUGUUUUGAAUUUAAUCGAGUUCCGCCAUAUAAAGUAGGUUCUCAACAUAGGUACUGUCAGAUAAAGCGAAGCGCUGAUAUUUGCCUCAGUUAGGCAGUCACGAAUUUCGAGUAUUUGUCCGUCCACAUUUCAAUGACGAUAUAUUUCCAUCUGAACUAUAGUAAGGGUAACAUGAACACCAGGUUACAAAGAGCAGUACGGAACCGGCUAGAUGUUGCAUCGAUUUUUAUUCCAUCUCGUCAUGGUUUGAAUACAUACACACGUAUUGGGCAUACUAAUAGUUCAUUCAAAAACAUAAAAUAAGCACUAAUGUAAGCUGCACCGGGAAUGAUACAAACAUAUUUCAUUCAACACAUAUAGCUCCUUUAAUGAAGGUAUCGACUUUCAACAGGUGUUAUAUUGUUUUGGUAUACAAUAUACAUGCAUCGACAAUGAA